Mangifera indica (mango) is the source of this 1176-nucleotide messenger RNA. Its product is annotated as autophagy-related protein 8f-like. The record is from RefSeq and is a predicted model, not a curated record. NCBI's taxonomy places the organism in Eukaryota, Viridiplantae, Streptophyta, Magnoliopsida, Sapindales, Anacardiaceae. Bases 583 to 939 code for a protein of 118 amino acids. The transcript has 6 exons. Gene Ontology annotation, biological process: cellular response to nitrogen starvation.
UUAUCAAUAUUAAGUGAUCUAAAACUGAGUAAAUUAAAUUGGAGGCCAUCUCGAUUGGAACUUGAUCGAACUCCAUCAGAAUCUAAUCAGUCAUUCUUUAUGAUGUUUCAGUUGAAACUGAUUUAGUUUCGUUCACAUCCCAGCCAACUAAUCGUAUGAAAUCAUUAUCCAACGAGGUCAUUUUUAAUAUUGAAAUGGAUUAACAGGAGAAGCUAGCCAUCCAAAAUGAAAAGAGACGGUUAUAGCAAGAAAGAUCAAGUCUGGCAGUAGCUGGCUUCUUUGUGAACGGCUGAAACUCCUCCGCCAUGAGCGGCUUUUGCAUAUUUUAUAAUAUAUUUAUUUAGAAAAAAUUUACCAGUAACACGUCACUUUAUCCAUUAUUUAUCUGCAACUGCAAGACAAAGCUAUUACAAGUUCGUCUGCUUUGGUGCAAAACGAAGAGUAUUCGACAACUGAUUUGAGAAUCGUAUUCGGUCUUUCAAUUUCUAGAAAUUGAAUUAUUAAAUCUUUUCAGCGACUAACAGCGCGUUUGAUAACAUAGAAGCUUUCAUCAGUGUUCUGCAGUUCAGUCGACAAUCAAAGAUGACUAAAAGUUGCUUCAAGAUAGAGCAUGAUUUUCAAAAAAGGCGCGCCGAGGCUGAAAGAAUUAGAGAUAAAUAUCCAGAUAGAAUUCCUGUGAUUGUGGAGAAGGCUGAGAGAAGUGAUGUUCCCUCUAUUGACAAGAAAAAAUUUUUAGUACCGGCUGACCUGACAGUUGGUCAGUUUGUUUACGUGAUACGGAAGAGAAUUAAACUGAGUGCAGAAAAGGCAAUCUUCAUAUUUGUUGACAGUGUCCUCCCACCUGCAGGAGCAAUAAUGUCUACCAUUUAUGAUGAAAAGAAGGAUGAAGAUGGAUUUCUGUAUGUGACAUACAGUGGGGAAAACACAUUUGGUUCAUAGAUGCUGCAAUAGCCUCGGUGCUUUCUUCUGGUAUCUGUGCUUUUCUUAUGCUUGUAUUUAUUUCCUGCAUUUCCUUCCGGUUAUAUUCCCUCACCUUUCUCCACCAGUAUGGUUAUACUUUGUAUAGAGCUGGCUUUAUCUGCACAAACUAUGUGGUAUCAUAGCUGUGAAUAAUUAAUUCCCGGAUGGUUCCGAUAAAUUUGCUAAUUUUAAUAUAAAAAAUAAUUUAUCGCUGAA